UACAUACUAGCCAUUUAGUAGUCUCAUAAGAUGUCAGUCAGGUUGACACAGUUCUUCGGGACCUAUGCUUUUAGGCGUUUCGUAACUAUAAAAGGCCACAUAAAUGGAAUGCAAACCAGCUUCCAGACUAGGAGACAACUUGCCACAGGAAAUGCCGACCCUGGAUUUUUUGCUCUGAUGCAACAUGCAAGGGCAAAACUUCCAGAAAAUGAAAAACAAUGUGCAAUCGUGUCUCACAAAGAAAAUGUCAAUGGUGUGACCUUCCACUUUGAGACAACAGGAGAUGGCCAAGAAAUUGUCCUGCUUCUGCCAGGGGCACUAGGAUCAACUAGAACUGAUUUUGAGAAGCAGUUGACUGAUUUUAAUAAGUCUGAAUACACAUUAGUUGCGAUGGAUCCUCGAGGUUAUGGACGCAGCAUCCCUCCAGAAAGGGACUGGCCUUUAGAAUUUCUUCAGCGAGAUGCUGAUGAUGCUCUCCAACUAUGUAAGACCUUAGGUUUCCGCAAGAUUUCCGUAUUGGGUUGGAGUGAUGGAGGAAACACAGGGAUGAUAUUAGCAGGCAAAGAACCUUCCCUGGUCAGUAAGCUUGUAGUCUGGGGAGCCAAUGCGUUUGUCUCAGAAAAGGACAUAGAUGCUUUUGAAAAAAUUCGGGACAUUUCAUCCUGGAGUGACCGUAUGAGGGAGCCGUUUGUGAAGCUAUAUGGACUAGAGUAUUUUCAGAAACACUGGAGUUUGUGGGUGGAUGGUUAUAAAGCUUACUACACUGACAGGAAAGCUGACAUUUGUAUGGGUGACUUGAAGAACAUCACAGCUGAGACUUUGAUUAUCCAUGGUGUGAAGGAUGCACUAGUGGAGCAGGAACAUCCAGAUUACUUACACGCAAAUAUCAAGGGUUCUAAGCUCCACCUGAUGCCAGAGGGAAAACACAACCUACACAUUCGUUACUCAGAAGAAUUCAACACUCUAGUCGAAAACUUCUUGAAGAAAUAAGUCACUGGCACAUAUACACAAAGGUGUCUGAUUUCACAUGUAUAACUAUCUUAAACAGAAUUUUAUAACAUAGAAUGAUAAAAUAUACAAGAAUGAGACAGUAGUUCCCUCAAUCAUUUUGUCAGUUGUUCUCUUGCAUUUUAAAAAUGAGUACAAUGUUUGUAUAUAUUAAUGAUUUCUGCAUUUUUGUAUAGGUUUAUGUGAAUGAAACUUGUGAUUCAAAUGAAUAGAGAAAAUCCUAAAUAAGGUAACCUUUAAAUUCUUUAUUUAAAUUAUAACUUUGUGGCGGUAUAAUUCCCUGUCCUCAAAAUAUGUAAUAGCCUAUUUUUUUAUCUUUAUUAUGGGAAAUUAUCAUAAUAUAAUGUAAUGCUUCUACGCCUCACAAUGUAACCACUAUUUUGCUAUUUAUGUAAACAUGUAUACUUUCUGCUCGUCAGAUCAUAUUUGUCUAUCUUUACAAUAUUUGUAUAUCAAUAUAUAAAGGAAGUUCUUUCAUACACUCAAUUCCUCUUACAGUAUGGUCUCUAGGUUUCAAUAUCUCAAGUUUUUAAAUACUUUUCUGCUCCUCAAAACAUAGCGAUACCUAUUUGUAAACAUUUUAUCUACAGUGAGAAAACAUUUGAUUUUCUGCGUCUCAAUCUGUAACAUGUUUGUGUAAUUAGGAUAUAUGCAUUGUAUGUAAAACAGACAUUAAAUAGGUUUAUACAACUAUCAUGUGCUGAUGGUGAAGGUGUUGUUACAUAGUAGUGUUAUGUCUUGUAUACAUACCAGGUAGUUCAUAGUGUGAGGUAUACAUAGCAAAUAUUUAGACAUAAAUCUAAAAUAUUACGCAAAUAUCUGAUCUCACAUGAUCUAGAUAUAUAUUUUGCUUGAAGUGACAUUUUGAAAUAUGGUGCUUUGUAUAGCUGAGAUAAAGGAUGUCAUUGUUUUGUUUGUUGUUUAUGUUUGGUAUACUCCGUCCCACAUUCUGUUUUAUCAUUGUCACAAUGGUAGCCUCACCAUAGUUACUGUCAAUUCCUCUUUUUUACACCUUAUGCCCCAUUAUAUUCAGUAAAUUGAUUGACUGCAGCAUAACAUUCAUUGUCGUUUCAUCUUCAUUAAUACUUGCUAUAAUAAGAUAUCUUGGAAAAUCAAAAUAUUUGCAUCCUAAAUUCAGAUGCUUUAUAAUUAGAGAGUUGUGGCCAUUUGUUCAUUUGUAUGCUUUCUAUUUCACCUACACUCAUUAGAUCUUGAGAAAUGGAAGAAGUAUGGAGCUACCUUUACUUCAGAAAACAUUUUUUGUUUUACUAUCAUUUGGAAUAUUAUUUAAGGAAAGCAAUCCUCUUACACAAGUUUUACCCAGUAAGAUAUUGUAUGGAAUAUUUUUUUUCUUUUAGAUUAUGUAUAAAGGAUGCUGUUAUAUAUCCUUCAUUUAUUGAAGAUGAAUUAUUUUUUCCUGAUUUACUACAGCUAUCUUCUUCUUACCUUUCAAAUACACAUAGUAUGACUCUGAACAUACAUGGAAUGUUAAAAGAAUUACUUGUAGUCUAUGACUAGUGGUAGGCAUUCCAACCGAUGUGGUUGUCUUAUAGUGUUUAUUUUAUCUGUCUUAUAUUCUAACUUGAUCAAAUCAUGUCUUUGUAAUUUAAUUCACUUUUUUGUCAAAAAAAUCAUAAAUACAUUUAAAAUCCUAACAAUUUUUUAACAAAACUUAAAUGACACAUAAAAUGGGUGUACAGGGGUAGAACUAGAUAUUUUGAAGUGUUAUAGGAUCUUAAUCUUUAAUGAAAUGAAAUCAUAGAAUCAUUUUUUUUUUUUUUUUUUCAAUUUACAAAAAUUAAAGAUAUUGGGACUGUAUAUAUACUCAAUUCAUAGUCUUUGUUAACAUGAUAUAGAAUUUAUUAUCCAUGUGGUGGAAAUCUUGUUUUGCCAAAUAAAUUGUUAC
This is a messenger RNA of Ylistrum balloti, 2914 nucleotides long. Its product is annotated as valacyclovir hydrolase-like. The record is from RefSeq and is a predicted model, not a curated record. The transcript has 8 exons. Lineage: Eukaryota; Metazoa; Mollusca; Bivalvia; Pectinida; Pectinidae. The coding region runs from base 31 to 990 and encodes 319 amino acids.